This is a messenger RNA of Bipolaris zeicola 26-R-13, 1575 nucleotides long. RefSeq lists its product as uncharacterized. Gene Ontology annotation, molecular function: protein binding. Gene Ontology annotation, biological process: signal transduction. The transcript has 3 exons. NCBI's taxonomy places the organism in Eukaryota, Fungi, Ascomycota, Dothideomycetes, Pleosporales, Pleosporaceae. The record is from RefSeq and is a predicted model, not a curated record. Bases 1 to 1575 code for a protein of 524 amino acids.
AUGGCAUACACCACAAAGUACCACGAAGAUUCGGAUGCCGACGACGAGUUUGAGCGCCAGGCCAUCUCCAGCCCGACCCUGCCCGUCGAGUACGAAAGCUCACCCACCAGCUCCGGCCCGCUCAGCACCGAACACACGCCCACCACCUUUACCCAUUCUCGCGACAGCAAGAGCAGCCCAACGGGGCACAUCAUGGAGUGGAAUGAAGACCAGACGGCCGACUUCAUAGCCGACCUCGGCCUCGAGCAAUACUCGGACACCUUUGCUAAUGAGGGCAUUACCGGAGACGUACUGGCCGCACUACAGCAUGCGGAGCUGAAAGAACUGGGCGUGGGCAGUGUGGGCCACCGUCUCACCAUCCUCAAGGCCGUCUAUGACAUCAAGAUACGGCAGAAUGUGCCCAUGGACCCUGAUGACUACGUUCCAUUGUCUGCCGACACAUCGGCACAGGAAGCCCCGCCUACACAAGACGACUUUGCCAGAGUCAUUCGAGUAGUCCAAGCGCGUGACGAACGCAUCCAUACAGCCGAAUCGGAACUGCGCCACCUCCGAGAAGACCUCAGCCGCGUCAUGGACGAGAAUAAGCGCCUGCGCGAGGAGAUAUUACCACUGAUUCGCAUGUUGAAAGACAACCAGCCACUUCCGACUCCCCAUGAGCACACUCUCACCUCCCCACCAGCAACUCAAGAGAGAUCUGCUGGAAGCAGUCUGUCGCGUAAGUUCUCCACCAAGAAGCUUUUCCUUGGGUCCGCGCCAAAAAACCCCUCUCCAACCAUCCAAGAGCAUCGUGCCCUUGUCGAUCAUUCUUCGUUGGAUCCCUCAGCAGCAGCCGUCGCAGCUUCCUCACACCUCACAGCAUCUCUCGGCAGUGGCGGCCCACAAAUGUCGCCCAACUCCAUUGCCCAACCCUCGCCUACAUCGCCCGCAUACACACAAUCCUCAAGUCGCCAAUACAGCCGCGACAUACCCCGCAGCCACGAUCAUGACACAAACUCUGGCUGGAGCCAAACCAACACAUGGAACUCCGACGCCAACUCCAUAUCCGACCGGAACCGCGAUCCCCGCGCCACUCCCGCACCACUAUCCUCACGACCUAUGCGAAACAAUGCUGCGCCAACACCGAACCCCGAAGAACGCGAUCCUCCACUUUCUGGUGGCUCCAGCUCAAUGAACGCCCCCACAUCGGGCACUUCCUCUUCCACACCCUCCACGAACCCGCAAGUCGAAAUAUUCAAGUCGUUCCGCGUUUCCAUCGAUGACCCUUGUCACAAGGUCCUUCCCGUUGCGCUCAAGAAAUACAACAUUACAGCAGAUUGGCGACAAUAUGCUUUGUAUAUUGUUCACGGCGAUCAAGAGCGUUGUUUGGGACUGAACGAGAGGCCGUUGAUCUUGUUCAAACAACUCGACAAAGAAGGCCGCAAACCCAUGUUCAUGCUUAGGAAGCAUGCCGCACCACAAGAAGGUCACGUUAGUACCGUGGGCGGCAACGACGUACGGCCUGUAAACCCCCAGACAGAGAGCUUUGGAUGGGGCAACCAGAACAGAGGCACUCCUCUGCCUGGCGGCGUGCUGUAG